AUGGCCACUAGCUCAGCCGUAGUCACCGUGGCGAUCUUCCUCCUCGUUACGCUCUCCGCCUCCUACAUCACAUCAGCCCUCCGCCCCAGCCUCGGCGCCUGCCAAGCCAGUGGCUACUUACCUGGGAAGGCUGGCCACUGCGAGAGAAGCAACGAUCCAGAUUGUUGCGAGGAUGGUAAGAGGUACCCUCAGUACCACUGCUCGCCUCCGGUGACAUCGAGCACCAAGGCUGUCUUGACACUCAAUAGCUUUGAGAAGGGCAAGGACGGAGGCGGGCCGUCAGCGUGCGACAAUGCCUACCAUAGCGAUAAGGAGAUGGUCGUUGCCCUCUCCACUGGAUGGUUCAAGAACAUGGCACGUUGCGGCCACCGAGUUAAGAUCACUGCGAAUGGAAACUCCGUGUAUGCAAAAGUGGUGGACGAGUGUGAUUCUGUGUAUGGUUGCGACGAUGAGCACAACUACGAGCCACCCUGCCAGAACAACAUCGUUGAUGCCUCGCCGGCGGUUUGGAAUGCCUUGGGGCUUGAUCAGAAUGUUGGUGAGCUGGCCAUCACCUGGUCUGACGGUGACAACUACACAACAAACCAAGAACAGAGUGAGCAAGAGUUUUGGCAAGCAAAUAUGGCCACUAGCUCAGCCGCAGUCACCAUGGCAAUCUUCCUCCUCGUUACGCUCUCCGCCUCCUACAUCACAUCAGCCCUCCGCCCUAGCCUCGGCGCCUGCCAAGCCAGUGGCUACUUACCUGGGAAGGCUGGCCACUGCGAGAGAAGCAAUGAUCCAGACUGUUGUGAGGACGGUAAGAGGUACCCUCAGUACCACUGCUCGCCUCCCGUGACUUCGAGCACCAAAGCCGUCUUGACGCUCAAUAGCUUUGAGAAGGGCAAGGAUGGUGGUGGUCCGUCAGAGUGCGAUAAUGCCUACCAUAGCGAUGAGGAGAUGGUUGUUGCGCUCUCCACCGGGUGGUUUAAGAACAUGGCACGUUGCGGCCACCGCAUCAAGAUCACUGCCAAUGGAAACUCUGUGUAUGCAAAGGUGGUGGACGAGUGUGAUUCUGUGUAUGGUUGCGACGACGAGCACAACUACGAGCCACCCUGCCAGAACAACAUCGUCGAUGCCUCACCAGCGGUCUGGAAUGCCUUGGGGCUUGAUCAGAAUGUUGGUGAGUUGGCCAUCACCUGGUCUGACAACGACAACUAG
Lolium rigidum is the source of this 1197-nucleotide messenger RNA. RefSeq lists its product as uncharacterized. The coding region runs from base 1 to 1197 and encodes 398 amino acids. The transcript has 2 exons. The record is from RefSeq and is a predicted model, not a curated record. Lineage: Eukaryota; Viridiplantae; Streptophyta; Magnoliopsida; Poales; Poaceae.